AUGCUGCCGCAGGCGACGGCGACGACGAGCGCGCUGCUCUGCGGGCUGCUGGCCCUGUGCUGCGGGGUCGGGCUCACCCACGCGAGCAUCGCCGCGGCCUUCGAGUCGACACCAUCGAGCUCCUUCGAUCAUGGAGCUCCACGACUGGAUCUGGAGAGCCUCGAGAGCGGAUAUCACGGCCUGGUCAAGGAGAACGAAACUCUGGUCGAGGUCACGCCGCAGAUCCGCGCCCUAGGCACGAAGGUUUGCUCCUUCCGCAUCGCGAACAAGCACCACGGCGAGGCGCCGUUCGAGAUCGUCCUGAAGGAGAAGGGGAUGGCCGAGCUGCGGGCGUUCCGGGUCCUGAAUUGCGAAAAACGCCGUAACUACAAGUUCGACAUCGCCGCGGUCGGCUGCAACGGAGCGCAAUCGGAAAACGCCACGGUUCAUAUUACUGUGGUCGACGUCAACGAGUACGCGCCGCAGUUCCUCCAGCCGGCCUACGUUAGCACCGUGGACGAGGGUCGCCUCUACGAGGAGGUGGUCCGCGUCGAGGCGUCCGACCGUGACUGCACGCCGAAAUUCGGCGAUGUCUGCAAGUACGAGAUCCUCACCGCCGACCAGCCGUUCAUCAUCGACAACGAGGGCGCCAUCCGCAAUACCGAGCCCCUGGACUACGAACGCUCGCACAACUACAUACUCAGCGUGGUCGCCUACGACUGCGGCAUGAAGCAGUCGGCGCCGGCGAUGGUGACGGUCAAGGUGAAUCGCGUGUGCGCUCCCGGAUGGCGAGGCAUCCCCGAGAGGGUGGAUUACGCCGCCGGCGUCGGUUCGCAGCCUCUGCUGCCCUCGGCGCGGCUUGACCUUUGCGACGCACCUUGCAUCCUGCGCAACGUGCGCGCCACCCUGACUUUAGCCACCGAUCACAUCGGCAAGGGUUGCGAUCGCGACACCUACGGAGUUCGCAGCCAGCGGAAGCUGUGCGGUGCCUCGCGCGACAGCGUGGACCUGCUACCUACACCCGGUCCCACCACCCCUUGGACGGCUACCCUUUCCAGAGACGAGGGUAGAGAGGCUGACGAGAUCUUCGAGUUUGACGGCGUGGACUCGGCCGCGAUCGUGCCGAACGAUGUGCUGGAGCACAGCCUGGCGCAGAAGUUCACCAUCGGCGUCUGGGUCAAGCACCGACCACGCCCGCGACAGGAUCCGCAUGUCAAAGAGCAUAUUUUGUGCGCUGCCGACGAUCACAAGAUGAAUAGGCACCAUUACGCCCUGUUCGUAAGGAACUGCAGAUUGAUUUUGCUGCUGCGACGCGACUUCUCCGAGGGCGAUCCCAACAUCUUCCGUGCCGCCGAAUGGCGUUGGAAACUCGGCCAGGUGUGCGACGAUAAGUGGCAUCAUUAUGCGAUCCAGGUAGACUUCCCGCGUGUCAACCUGUACGUAGACGGCGAGGAGUGGCACGCUGACGAGAAGAACCCCGAAGUUAUCGACGAUUGGCCUUUGCAUCCGGCAAAGGGUGUCAACACCACCCUUGUUGUCGGGGCGUGCUGGCAGGGCUCCGAGAAUAAGACCAAACACCAUUUCCGUGGCUACCUUGCCGGCCUGUCCGUUCUAGUCGGCCGAAACGAGAAACCGGAAGUACUCUCGUGCUUGCGGCGCUGCCAGGAGGGCAUUCAUGUGCCACCGAUGGACUUGUUGCAACCGGGCACUCAGCUGCUGACCAAUUCCGAUAUGACCGAGGUGCGAAUCGACGGCGACAACCGCACGAACGUGGAGACCUUGCUGCGCCGCAUCGGCUACUCCAACACCCGACGCUUCCCAACGCCCGGCCGCCGUAACUUCCGCCUCGACACGACGAUCGUCUGUGAGGGUAGCGAGAACACGCCCCUACCGGUACCGACUGUGCAGUCCUACGUCACCGUGCUACCGCCUCCUCGACCAGGCAUCACCGUUAACGGCACCGGUUACGUGGCCCGAGAAUACGCUGAUUUCCGGCUGGGAGUACGUGUGUUCCCCGACGCGCGCGUCACCGCCGGAUCGGCCGCCCGACUGGACGCCUGCGCCGUCAGUGUUUAUCCGAGUCUCAAUCCCGAUCACGAGAGUCUAGGAUUACCCGGUGACGCCCUGCUCGCAUUCCACGACAUCUCCGCUCGUGUCGAUCGGGACGGCGUCGUUCUCUCCGGCGCAGAUUCACCUUACAAUUAUCAACAACUCAUCCGUCUCAUCAUGUACACGAACCGCAAGCCGGCUUACUAUCUCGAUCGCGUAUUCAAGCUUACCUGUUCCGAGCUGAGCGGUCGCUUCGCCAGCAACGAGUACGUGCAAACGCUAGCUGUGAUUCAUCCCAAGGAGAAGACGACCGUUUUGCCGCACACGACUCCCGGGGAACCGCCUAUCGCCAGAAUCGUCGAACCGGCACCGGGUCACGCACAGCUCUCGCCGCAUCAUGCCGAUCUAACGGACGAAUACGCCACGGCCGCGCUUCGUGAGGGCAGCAGAACCAUCGGCGGCAGUAGCGGCAGCCAUGCCGUGACCAUCGUCGCCGCCGCUUGCAUCGGUUUCCUACUGUUGAUGGCGGUGGUGGGCGCUGCGCGAGUCCGCGGGGCGGCCAAACGACGACGAUCCGCCGGCGACGAGCUCGCCGCCGAGACGGAGAUGGCCUGGGACGACUCGGCUCUCGCCAUCACCGUGAAUCCGAUGGACAGGUUGACGGAACACGAUCAGCAUCACCAGAGCCAGCGGGACGAGGACGUGGACGACUCCGGUAGCUCCGAUUCCGAGGAUGGCUCGUUCCGGGACGAUGACCUUGACAGCUCCGACUGCGAGAACGACUGCGAUCUCAGCAACGGCCGACACCGCCGUCACAAUUCGCCGCACGAUCUGGAGUGGGAUCAUCGUGAUGUUUAAAUCACCCUACUAUCUUUACACUGAGCAUUCACACAUCCCCCCCUCCCUUUCUUCGCGUGACAUUGAGAGGAGUACUGGCCGCGUGCCACUUUCCGUUAAAAAAAAAAAUUCCUCCAUCGUAUAUCGUUUCUUCUCGCCGUGCGCGCCCGCUCGUCGAGCACGUCUCGGAAGUAUCUCGCGACGAAGAUUCCUCGCGUAGCUAUCGGCGGCUACGCGAAUUUAAUCUGCGGGAGAAAGAGUUUCGGAUUAUUGCAUAUGGAUCUCUCGUCGAACGCGACUUGCGUCCGCGAAAGAUCGAUUUCUCGAAGUUCUCUUCUUGCGCAUCAGAUAUCAUGGACGCGUCGUUUAAGGGAUUAGAAUAUUUAUUACGCUUUCGAAUCUCCAGAAUAUAGUGUAAUAAGAUUUAACGUUCUAAGCCGCUCUCCACACACACACACACAUACACCGCUCGAUCGAUUCUCUAAACGAUUAUUAUCCCCCUUUACUGCGCGAGAGCGUUAUCGUAUUAUCCGUCCCUUCCCCGCCUCCCUCCCCCCCGCCCCCUCACUCUCUCUCGUAGAUGACGUCGAUAUAAUCGAUGAGGUAACGAUAUAAAACGGCAUUCAGUUAGUACUCGUCUUAAGCGUCAGGAAAAAACUUGUAAGAGUGCGGGACGCUUUAUCGAAUAUAGUUAAAACUCUUUCUACCUACGAACACACGUCGCUGAUGUUUGGUAGAAUCGGAGAUACACGCAAGAGAUACUUAAAGUCCCGCCGGGAACAUUCCCGACGGGAAUAUUUACGGCAGUUAUUAAUUUAUAUUCUUGACUCAUCAUUGGUAGUAGUAGGACAAGGGAACUCUUUUUUUUUUUUUUAUACUCCUAACUAUCUUUCCUCCUUUUUACUCUACAUACGGUUAUUGCUGUUUUAUCAUUACUAAUCGCUGCGACUAUAUCCAACCACUUUAUCGAAAGUUAUUUUAAUUAUUAUUAUUAUUUCUAUUAUUGUACUUGUAGGCAGGACGGCCCGGUAGCGUAGUUUUAAAAUGCGAAUCAUUGCUGAGCCGGCUCUGUACUCUUCCUCGUCUUCUCGACUAAACUUUCCUAUCUAAGGUCCAUUUGAUCUCAUGAAUGUAAUUCUCUCGCAAUAAUCGUGUCUUUCGUAUUUUGAUCAAAAGCGCGCUCGUGACACGAGCUGACGUUAACUAAUAAACCGGCGGCGAAACGCGCGUGGUAGAUACGAAGAUUUAAAAGCUGAAAGCUAUUCGCUUCGGUGUAGCACGUGAAUCGGGCUGAGCCUGGGCCAUACGAUGCUUGCCCAAUUUUUAACUUUUAUUUUUAAGAUGUUAAUACGCCUUCGAUCGUUUUCUUUUUUUUUUUUUUUGCACGAUGUUCCUUCCUGAUCGGUCUGCACAAGAUGAGUAAGGACAUUGCCAUGCAUCUUACGCUAGUGCUUCAACAUUUAAGAUAAUCGGUAUACAGCAUCAUCAUCCGUAUGUGAUGCGUAAGCGUGUCACAUGUAGAAGCGGCGCGUUUAAAAACGACGAUUUCGCCGGUCGUUGAUCUGCGAAUGCCGUGGAGAACAUGAAAUAUUCAACCAAGGGGACAAUCUGCACGCGAGCAGACGCUUCAUGCGUCAGGUAAUUUCCUCUGGUAUAAAUAUUCAUUUCUAAUUAAUUAAAAUUACUUGACGCGUGAAGGAUCGGCUUAGGAGGUGGGAUUAUACACACCUCUCGUCCGCGGUUGUCUUAGUUUUCCUAUGAGCGUUUGACGAAUUAACGGCAGUUAACCGGUACGCGGUUUAUGUGCGCGCGUCACUCACGUGCUCUACAUAUACAUAUAUCAGCAUCCAUUCAUUAUUCCGUGGCGAGAGUCUCGUCUCGAGUAGUAGACGAUUAUUCUAAAGUAAUGCGCAGCGGCUGGAGGAGCCAUCGAGCGUGCUUCUCCCGUUAAUCUCCCCCGACCCAAGACGUGUCGUAUCGUGCAAUCGCUCUUUUCACAGAGAGAAAACUAAUGCUUUUACGUGCCUUUUAAGCAAGUAUAGUACGUUGAAUUCGUAUAUUGUGUACUUUAACAGCGAAUCUCAAGCUGCAUACUCCUUUUUUUUUAUUUUAUUUUAUUUUAUUUUUUUUUCGUCGCAGGAUCCCGUCGCCGUCGAUUCGGAUUCGCCCUGUAUUGUUAUUAGGAACUUUUCGCGAUUCCAUAGCGCUUCUGAGCGCACGGUAAACUCGCCGCGUCUCGACGCGGUUUUAGCUCUUUUAUUGCUGCCCGAAACGGCGCUAUAGCGAAAAGUUCCGGUUGUAUUUUAGACGUUUACGGCUGUUAGGAAUUAUAAGGAUCGGACGCGCUUGUUCGCCGGGCGACGCGCCGUCGUCCGGCGGGCUGUCACGAGCCUCGACGCACAAUACCUGUCGAUGGUCCCGUGUCGGAAAAUGCGUCACACACGUGCAAUGAUCCCGUCGUAGGGUACAUUAAACUCUCUCUCUCUUUUUCUCUCUCUCUCUCUCUCUCUCUUUCGUCGAAAUGGUGACACGACGGCUGCGCAUCCGUUAUCGCCGCGAAAUAAUGAACGGAUCCUCAUGUAUGUGUGUGUGUCUCUGUGUUGGCAUAAAUCUAUAGAAUUAUACCGAAUCGUUCGAAUGCGGAGGCACCAUCAGUACCGAAGAACUCGCGUACGCGGAUAUAUCUAUAUUCAUAUAGGGAACUAUAAUGAAUUUAUUUUUCCAACGAGCAUAUCAUAUCAUUUUUAUAAGGAAUUCGUCGGAAAAAAAAACGUUUUUUGGGAAGCUUCGCUUCGUCAAACGUGCGAUCGCGAAACGUCGCGACUUCGUAAAGGUUUCUUUCUCGUUUCUCGGGGGAUAGGUUUCUGUUUUUUUCCCCGUCUCUCCGUUCCCGAGGAGGGUCAUCAAUACGCGUCCUCUCUUACGCAUCUCUCCGACUCGCGCGAAUGCAUAUACCUACAUACGAUCGAGAAUUCGGAUUCUAAACGAGAAAGCGGAGUUCGACGUCUACCGGAAAGAAAAAGAAGAAAAAAAAAAGGCAAACAGAGACGUGCAUGAUCAUUUAUCUGUUCCUGAUAACACCACAGAUCGCAUAUUAUACACUUAUAUACGUAAAAUACCGGUGUGUACGCUUGCUUUUGUACUGUCUUUCCUUUCCUAGUGUUUUUCUCCUAACGCGACUUUCAUUACAUUGCAACGGGAAUCUUAUCGUAACGUAAUCUCGUAUUUUAUAAAGAUCGUAUAGCAACACGGUGAGAAAGUAAUCAACAAAAAUCAGCCGAGGCACUCGCGGCGGAGUCUCCCAACCGUGGGAGGCCCUCGCAAGGAUCGAAGUCAAGAAAGGAUCUGGCCUUUAUGAGUGUGUCUAAAUUAGCUUACGUAAAUGUGUACACACGCGUUUGUAUGCUUAAUCCUCGAGCAUAAGUGCACGGUGAAUUAUACAGUUUCGGGAGAUAUAUUUGGGAUUCCUAUUUCGUUUGAUCGUCGUACACGCGACAUCGUAAAUAAAAAAAAAAACGACACGCGCGCUCUUCUAUCAGGUCACAUCACGCGAUGUCGAUGUAACGAAGUUAGAGGAACGCGUGCGAGAAUCAUGCGGUGGGAAAAGGGUAUCUCGCAGAAAGUAAUUUUGCCCGACGACCGUACACACGCAUGGGGCAUCCCCUUAUUUACGCGAAAACAGUUCCUCACGUUAUGGUCUCAUCGCCUCCUCCUUCUAUUCUUAUCGCUUCGAAAGAUUCGCCACGCGGAGCUUCGCUUCCUUUCUGACGAAAAAGAAAAUAUUUGCUUAUAUGUAAAAAAUACCUUUAAUCUCGACACAUAAAUGGGUCGGAAAUCGACAACAAGCAACACGUGGCUUAAGUUACGUAAAGCUCGAGCUGCCUUCUGUGUGUACGUGAUUUAAUGUUACGCAAGGGAAAAUACAUGUAAAGUGAUAAGAUGAUCCACGAUCCGAGCGCGGUGAAAUAAGGGGCGCCCAUGCGCUUUGCGAACAACACUCUUUCGUUAUUCCGAGCGAGAUAUCGGGAGGCCAAAAGUCUCCUUCGACUGAGAAAUCAGAAAAUCAAUGAAACGAGAAACGAUUCGCAACACACGUGAACCUAAUCAGGUGCGCGCAUCCGCUCUAAAGAUGUACUUAAUCAUUUAAUUAAACGGGAAAUGAAGGAACGCAGAGAAACAAAACCAACUAGAUGAUACUAUUAUAUAAUAUAUAUAUAUAUACAUAAAAAAAAUAUAUCUAAGCUGUUUGCAAAUGAUGACGAUGUAAAGGGGUAAAAGAGGGAAGAGUAAAGGAAAAGAGGGAAAAAAAAUAUGAAUUUGUAAUGUACCAUUGUAUUUUGUAGGCAGCUAGAGCGUGUACGUAUACAUAUGCACAGAUACCCCCGUGUAUGUAUGUAUGUAUGUUUACGUAUAUAAAUAUACAUACUCCUCCCCCCUCCCCGUCUUCGUCUCACUUAUAUACACGCAUACACACGUGCCGUUUGCCUGAAACGGCCAGAGGAAAUAUUUUGGAUCUUAAGGGAAGAACGUGAGAGCUCGGAAAAGUCGGAGGCUGUAACACGUCAAAUCUUAUCUUCCGAAUUUCCGAGGGGAGGACUUCCCCUCCCUCGUCCAUCACGACGAGGCGAGGGGCAUUCUCUUCAGCGCAUAUUACACGCCCGUCGCCACCGACGCGUAUCGACUUUUACACACACACAUACAUACAUCCCACAUACACACAUAUAUAUAUAUACACACACCUAUCCCGAUGCGACGACAGUGAAAAACGUGCAUGUAUAAACGCGCGAUCACGCGCGCGUGUAAAUCGAGAAAUUAUAACGCUUCGCGGAGCGAACGCUCGUGCCAUUCAUCCGUUUCCAGCUUGCCGUUUCCUUCCGUAGCGCCGAAUGAGAAAAUAUAAAAGAGACAGACGUUAGUCUUGCGGCGAUCCAAGUCCGCAAGAACUCGGCAAUGCGGCAAAAUUUUUUCCCACGCGAACGUAAUUUGAUCGAACUUUUCGUUCGUGUACUUUGCGCGUAGUUUUCAGUAGAACGAAUCCAAAUCGAGAGUAGGAGGUUCAUUAAUGAGGAUUGCUGUGUAUAUUUCGAGGGAUUCAUUUUUCCGUAUACCAUAUCCCGGGGAAUAUUGAAAUCGAAUAAACUAAAACGUGCAUCCAAGCUAUAAAAAGUAUGUAGAGCGUGUAUAAUGAAUUACAUAUUUCUCGUAAAAUGCGAGCGACGUCACUCCAGGAUCUCGUUGUUAUUUCUCGUUAUAUGCGACACUCUCUUGAAAAAAAAAAAAAAAGAAAAAUACGUGAAGAAGUAGCGCGUAGUAACGAUACGAUCGGAUGUUCACAAUAAAAA
Messenger RNA from Wasmannia auropunctata (little fire ant), 8207 nucleotides. It is a transcript of the gene Cals, whose product is annotated as calsyntenin-1. The record is from RefSeq and is a predicted model, not a curated record. Gene Ontology annotation, biological process: positive regulation of synaptic transmission; positive regulation of synapse assembly; homophilic cell-cell adhesion. The transcript is spliced from 4 exons. Gene Ontology annotation, molecular function: amyloid-beta binding; calcium ion binding; kinesin binding. The coding region runs from base 1 to 2886 and encodes 961 amino acids. Gene Ontology annotation, cellular component: cell surface; postsynaptic membrane. NCBI's taxonomy places the organism in Eukaryota, Metazoa, Arthropoda, Insecta, Hymenoptera, Formicidae.